Molecule: messenger RNA, 879 nt
Organism: Adineta ricciae
Lineage: Eukaryota; Metazoa; Rotifera; Eurotatoria; Adinetida; Adinetidae
Source: the annotation of a GenBank genome assembly
AUGGCAUACUUUCCAAUUCGUCGUUAUCGUCUUUUCGAUGAUCCAUUUGAUCGCUUCUUUGGUGAUCAGCUAGAUCUAUUCGAUCCAUGGCGCGACUUCGAUACAUUUCCAACAGCACUUUCGGUUCGACCAAAUGCAUUCCGAUGGGUCAACGAACCUCUUCGAUUAACUCAUGGUAAUCAUUCAAACGCGCCAACAUCGCCAGCACCACAUGCUGAAAAAUUUCGGGUUCAACUCAAUGUGGCUGGCUUCAAUCCUGAAACAAUUAAAACAAAGGUCGAUGGCCGUAAAAUCGUUGUCGAAGCCAAACAAGAAGAUCGACAACCCGAUGGCGACUUCAGCGUCCGUGAAAUUCGUAAAACCUACGAACUUCCCGAACAUGCUGAUGCACAACAUAUGGCUUCCUAUGUAACACCAAACAAUAUGUUGGUCAUCGAAGCACCGAUUCGCAAUCCCGAAACCGAGCGCCGAAUUCAACAAGCCAAAAAUGAGAAUCAAAAUUUGGCUCAAUUCGGUCAAUAUCGUGAUCCGUUGUUUGAUUAUGCUGGCUUUUUGGGUGGUUCUGAUUUUCAACCACGUAUUGUUGACAAAGGCAACAACCAAAAACAAUUGGAAAUGAAUCUUGGCAUGAAGAACUUCAAGCCCCAAGAAAUCAAGGUUUCGGUCAAAAACAAUGAACUCAUUGUUCAAGGUGAACAUCAGCAUAAGGAUGCAAAUCGUUCAGAACGAUCAUUCUUCUACAAAUCGGCUACAUUACCACCUGGAACACAAGUUGAUCAACUUCAAUCGCAUUUAACCGAUGAUGGUCAAUUAAAAAUUGAAGCACCAUUCAUCGAACAAAAAGAAGGACAAAAGUCAAUCGAAGGUCAGAAGAAAUAA